AUGAAAACCAAGCUUUUUGGUGAUAAUUCUCAAUUUGAAGUCGAUUUAUCGAAAUAGAUUUUUUAGAAUCCAUAUAGCCAAAUUUAUGAAUGUAAAAAUAUUGUAUCCCCUUUGAAUCUAUGUUACGCAAAAGUAAAAUUAUUUCUCUAAAUAAGUAUUCUUCAACAAAUAGUUAUUAAAAAUUAGAUGAAAAACUAGUUUAAUCUGCAUAUAAUAUGGCCAGUUAAACAUAAUACUUAGUUAAAAUUUAUCAUGUCGAAUAAAUUCCUUUUGAAUCAUAAUUUAUUAUUAUAAUGGAGAAAUGUGGAGAGUCCUUGGAAUAAUAGACUGAAUUAUAUAAUGAUUAUAAGAUAAGGAUAUUUAUGAAAUAAAUUUUGAGUGGAUACUAAAUUUUAUUGCAUAAUUAACAUAGCCUUUAAGAGAAACUUGGUCAUGGAAGAAUAAAUCCAAACAAUAUCUUUGUAAAAAAGUUUAAUGGUUCUCCUUAGUAUAAAUUAGGAGAUUUUUUAUCAAAGUUUACUUCUGCUAAUAAUACAAAUUUUGGGUAUGUGGCCCCAGAACAUUUCCCAAAUUAAGAAGAAGUGACAAUACAAAAAAAUAAAGGAAAAAUUGAUUAAGUCGUUUCAGAUAUUUAUUCUGUAUUAUUUAUUUAGUUCAAUAUUAGCUUGGAAUGGUUUUAAUAAAAUUGAUUAUGGGUAAACUUCCAUUUAAAAACGAUUAUGAUGAUACGAUUUAAUUUAUCAAUCAUAUUAAAAAGGAACCCUUUUAGAUUGGGCCUAUUUCAGGAAUUAGUGAAUAAAUUAUUAAUUUAAUUGAAAAAAUGAUACUUUAUGAUCCUGAAAAAAGAAUAACUUUGGAUAAUUUAUAAGAUGAAUUUAAUAAAAGUACCAGAUUUUCAACAAUAAUAAAACCCAAAUCGUAACUCAAAUUAUUUUUUUCCACUAAUAAUGUAAAUAGGUAAGAUGAUAGAAGGUAUAUGGCUUAAACGGUUUAACCUAUUUAACAUUAAUAAUUUAUUUAAAUUUAAUAAUAAUAGGCGAGGAGCGCUAUUUAAAGUUCGGAAAUAAUAAGUUUUUAAGAUUUAACAAAAGCUAGAAUAGCUCCAUCAACAGUAGGAAUUUAAGAAAAUACUGGGAGAUUAAGGUGUAUAAAGUACUAUUAUACCAAAGAGGAAAUCAAAAAAUUUAUUCAAGAACAAUUGUAUAUUUUAUAAUUUCUAUAUUAGGAGGGAAGGAAGCUUUUUAUCAGAACAUAUUAAGUCUGAUUAUUAAAAAUAUUUAUAAGGGAUAUUAACUGAAAAACAAUUAUUGAUCAAUUAUAAUAACACAAGAGGCAGCUUCUAAGAGAGUGAAAUAAUUUUCAUCUAUUGUUUGGCUGCAUUAGACAAGGGUCAAUAUUAAGUUGUUAAAAAACUUAAGUUUGAAUAUGUUAAAGAAUUAUAAGAUAUUGAAGAAUGA
Molecule: messenger RNA, 1457 nt
Organism: Paramecium sonneborni
Lineage: Eukaryota; Ciliophora; Oligohymenophorea; Peniculida; Parameciidae
Source: the annotation of a GenBank genome assembly